Messenger RNA from Sipha flava (yellow sugarcane aphid), 1719 nucleotides. Its product is annotated as extensin-like. NCBI's taxonomy places the organism in Eukaryota, Metazoa, Arthropoda, Insecta, Hemiptera, Aphididae. The record is from RefSeq and is a predicted model, not a curated record. Bases 262 to 1380 code for a protein of 372 amino acids. The transcript is spliced from 2 exons.
CGCGCGGCCACCGACACCGAAUCAGCAACACACACGCGCGCGCCCGUUUCCGUCGCUACUGCCACCGUCGCUGCUACUACUGCUACCAGUGAAGAUCGCAUACGAUUGUCGGCGCACCGUCAUCAGACGCAUCAACCCGGAUACCGGAUCGCAUACGGACGACACGUUCACGCCCGCGUUCGCGUCGCGGCAAAACCGUUUUUCCUCGUUCCAGCGGCAUCCCUGUGGCCCAGAAUAACCGUAUCAAAUACACGUGAAACCAUGAACGCGUUCGGCAAAGCGUCGUUUCUCAUGUUAGUGGCCGUCUCGUGCCACGUGUACGCGCAACGUGUGCCGACCAGUACUCCGUGCUCGCUGUCGUUCUACCGGUACCUGUACAACCUGCCCGGCGAACAGAUCCGGCCCAACGUGCCGGAAGGCACGUACGUGUUCGGCAAGCGGGUGGGCCCACCGUCGCCAGAGGGCCAAGCGUCCAACGCGAUCCCAGCCGUCCUGAAGCCCGCGCCGUCGUACGAGGCACCGCUGUACCUGCCGCCACCGAAACCGACCACCACCUCGACGACGACCACCACGACCACGACUACAACCACCCCGCGGCCGACCACCUCGGCCCCAUUGUAUAUACCGCCCAGCCCGUACUACCCCGCGGAGGCCUCGAACACCGUGUCCGUGGUGCAACCGGUUAAACCCAACUGCGAGAAGCCCGGCCAUGUGCACCAGAUUGACGCUGGCCUGUUGCCACCGUACCGCGUGGAGAUCACCAAGUUCCAGCAGCCACAACCCACGUUCCUGGUGCCGCAGUUCGUGCCACUGCCCUCGCAGCCCAGGUCAUCGGAAAACGAGAUCGUGGCCGCGUCGCCCAGGAAACCGGCGUUCCCCGCGUUCCCACCGGCCCCACGCUUCCCUUCAUACAACGAACCGGCACCGGCGACCGAGAACUGCGACAAGCACCGGCCCCGCCCCGUAAUCACAACCACGAGCACCACGCCCGAGCCGACCACCACACCGGAGCCCGUGGUUGAGACCCGCCAGAACGAGAUCGUGGUGUUGCCCGAGCCGCACGCCAAGGCUGCCACCGCUGACUGCGGCCACAAGCAGCACAAUGUGGUCGUCGAGUCGCUGGGCGUGCCGUCUACCGACUACGGCGUAGUCUCAGCCCCCGCGGCUCCGGCCCCGUCGGCCGGCUACUCGUACGACCGGCCCAGCGAACCGUUAGCCUACCCGACGGCCGCCGCCGGUUACACGUACCCCAAGGCCAGCCCGUCGUUCGAGUACCCUGGUGCGUUCGCCUCUCAGGCGCAGUCGCUGUUCGAGUCAGAGUCGCCCAAGUCAUCCGUCGGCAACACCGACGACGGCGACCUGGUCAUCCUCAAGGUCUAGAAUGCGCCAACGUCCUCGUCCGCGCACACCCCCACACUCUUCCAGGAUCCCUUCAUUACCAACGGUUAACCGGUCGCUCAUUCGAACCGGUACCUGUUAUCGGGUAUUUUGCAUAUCAUCGUGAUAUUACUGAACGAUUAGACAAUCGAUUAUUAUUAUCCACAAAAAUAUUGGAAUAAGACGUCGUACAGAAAUACACAAUUCACCAUACAUAUUCACGCAUUUAGUUGUAUCGUUACCAUUAGUAUUAUUAGCGAAGAACAAAACGUUUGUUCAUUAUUAUUAUUAAUAUUAUAAUUUUUUUUUUUUUAAUCAUUUCAACGUACAAUAAGAUUAUCA